This is a messenger RNA of Arabidopsis thaliana (thale cress), 1095 nucleotides long. RefSeq names its product zinc transporter 10 precursor (gene ZIP10). Gene Ontology annotation, cellular component: plasma membrane; membrane. Gene Ontology annotation, biological process: metal ion transport; zinc ion transmembrane transport; transmembrane transport. Gene Ontology annotation, molecular function: metal ion transmembrane transporter activity; zinc ion transmembrane transporter activity. The transcript is spliced from 3 exons. The record is from RefSeq and is marked reviewed. Bases 1 to 1095 code for a protein of 364 amino acids. Lineage: Eukaryota; Viridiplantae; Streptophyta; Magnoliopsida; Brassicales; Brassicaceae.
AUGACUAAAUCUCAUGUCAUUUUCUCUGCCUCCAUCGCUCUCUUUCUCCUACUCUCCAUCUCGCAUUUCCCGGGAGCUCUCUCUCAAUCCAAUAAAGAUUGCCAAUCAAAAUCCAACUACUCAUGUAUAGACAAAAACAAAGCAUUAGAUCUCAAACUCUUAUCAAUCUUCUCAAUUCUCAUCACUAGUCUAAUCGGUGUUUGCCUCCCGUUCUUUGCCCGAUCAAUUCCCGCUUUCCAACCCGAGAAAUCUCACUUCCUCAUCGUAAAAUCUUUCGCCUCCGGAAUCAUCCUUUCCACUGGUUUCAUGCAUGUCUUGCCUGAUUCUUUCGAGAUGCUUUCAUCUCCUUGUCUUAACGAUAACCCCUGGCACAAGUUUCCUUUCGCCGGCUUUGUAGCCAUGAUGUCUGCCGUGUUCACGCUCAUGGUUGACUCUAUUACCACCAGCGUCUUCACCAAGUCAGGAAGGAAAGAUCUACGUGCUGACGUAGCAUCCGUUGAGACUCCUGACCAAGAGAUAGGGCACGUACAGGUUCAUGGCCAUGUUCAUAGCCAUACUCUUCCUCACAAUCUUCAUGGAGAGAAUGAUAAAGAGCUUGGUUCUUAUUUACAGCUUCUGCGGUAUCGUAUUCUUGCAAUCGUAUUGGAGCUAGGAAUAGUGGUGCAGUCGAUAGUGAUAGGACUAUCGGUAGGAGACACUAACAAUACUUGCACCAUCAAAGGACUCGUCGCUGCGCUUUGCUUCCAUCAAAUGUUCGAAGGCAUGGGUCUCGGCGGUUGCAUCCUUCAGGCGGAGUACGGGUGGGUUAAAAAGGCGGUGAUGGCUUUCUUUUUUGCGGUGACGACGCCUUUUGGAGUGGUUCUAGGGAUGGCACUAUCUAAAACAUACAAAGAGAAUAGCCCUGAAUCGCUUAUAACAGUUGGGUUGCUCAACGCUUCCUCGGCAGGACUACUCAUCUACAUGGCUUUAGUUGACCUUCUAGCUGCCGAUUUUAUGGGUCAAAAAAUGCAAAGGAGCAUCAAGCUUCAAUUAAAGUCAUAUGCUGCCGUUUUGCUUGGUGCUGGUGGCAUGUCCGUCAUGGCCAAGUGGGCUUGA